Durio zibethinus is the source of this 710-nucleotide messenger RNA. RefSeq names its product germin-like protein subfamily 3 member 1. The record is from RefSeq and is a predicted model, not a curated record. NCBI's taxonomy places the organism in Eukaryota, Viridiplantae, Streptophyta, Magnoliopsida, Malvales, Malvaceae. Gene Ontology annotation, molecular function: manganese ion binding.
AUGCUUCACAUUCUGUUUCUUUUCUCCCUCAUCCUAACCACCACUCAUGUCCUUGCGCAGGACUUUUGCGUUGCAAACCUGAAGGGAGUCCAAACCCCCUCUGGCUAUGCUUGCAAAACGGAAGCAAAUGUCACAUCUAAGGACUUCGUGUUUACUGGCCUAGGCCUGGAAGGAAACACCUCAAACAUCAUCAAAGCCGCGGUGACCCCUGCAUUUGUGGCUCAAUAUCCAGGGGUGAAUGGGCUAGGCAUAUCUGCUGCACGGUUGGACCUGGCUCCGGGUGGUGUAGUCCCAAUGCAUACUCACCCUGGUGCGACCGAGCUUUUAUACGUAGUGCACGGUCACAUCACUGCUGGCUUCAUUUCUUCAUCCAACAAGGUUUACUUGAGGACACUGAAAAAGGGUGAUAUUAUGGUUUUUCCUCGAGGGUUGUUGCAUUUUCAAGUAACUGCUGGUAAAAGACCAUCGCUUGCUAUAGUUUACUUCAACAGCCCUAACCCCGGUCUCCAGAUCCUUGAUUUUGCUCUGUUUGCCAAUGAUUUGCCUUCGGACUUGGUGGAGAAAACCACAUUCCUUGAUGAUGCUCAAGUCAAGAAGCUUAAGGGUGUUCUUGGUGGCACUGGCUAGGCAUUUUAAACAACUAUCCAUUGUUUAUUUCUUUAAUAUUCAUGUAUUUGUUAUUGGUUUGGACUCGUUUGAUCCAAUUUUUC